AUGCCUCGGAAGAUUCUCACGGACCGAACACCGGUGCAGUUCAAAACGCCAGAGUCUAGUGCCCAGAAUCGUGAGAGUCAGCGGCGCUCCAGGGCUCGGCGGAAGGAGCUCAUCGACAACUUGUCAAGGCAACUGGAAGAAUACAAGCGCCGGGGCGUCCAGGCGUCCCUAGAUAUGCAGAGGGCCGCCAGAGCCAUGUUCGUUGAGAACCAACGGCUACGUGCCUUGCUCGCCUUGCUUGGCGCCUCCCCGAGCGAUGUCAGUCAUUACUUGUCCUCCUUCCCAUCGGCCGGGCAGGCGUGGAUGCGGGACGUCCGUUUAGCUCCUUCCGGAAUCGGUCUGCCUGCCUCUGACCAAAAUUCCUCGUCACUGAUACCGAGUCGCAUUACGUCGACAACUAUCACGAGGCGGAAGGCACCUGCGACCGCAUCAGGGGCAGCUCUUCCGGAGCAGGCAUUGUCCCCGACCGGCAUUAGGCGCAGUUUUGACGCAGCGCGACAUCAGCAUCAGGUCGAGGGGGAAGAAUACUGCCAACAGCCGGGUUACGAGGACAAUCAAAACCCCGAGCAGGUUGGGCGUUACGUGGACGAUGUGCUUCCGCCAAUGUCAGACUGUUGUUGUCCUCCUGGACCACCGACAACGGAUGGUGGUCGUACGGAAAUGCUUGAAACGCCUUGCGAGGCAGCGGCGGCGAUACUUGUCGAACUCCAUGGCCAAGCUGAUCUUGGUCAGACACGUGUCGCCCUUGGAUGCAAUGGAGCGGCCAACUGCUCCGUAAUGAACACCACGAUAUUCAGACUGAUGGACGAGCUUAACGGUGAAUAG
Messenger RNA from Drechmeria coniospora, 825 nucleotides. RefSeq lists its product as uncharacterized. Bases 1 to 825 code for a protein of 274 amino acids. Lineage: Eukaryota; Fungi; Ascomycota; Sordariomycetes; Hypocreales; Ophiocordycipitaceae. The record is from RefSeq and is a predicted model, not a curated record. The transcript has 2 exons.